AUGAUUUUUCUAUCGUCCGGUGGAAACGGUUUUAUGUUCAUAAUAUUCAUUCUAAUGAGUGUCAUUCAAAAUGUGAGUCUCUACGAUUGUCCGUUGCUACGAAGUUAUAACGAUAACGCUGGCUUUCUGAUUGUCAAUAAAACUAUUACAGUGUCUGGUGAAUUACCUAUCAAUUGUCAAUGGUUGAUUGUGGGUUUUUCUCAUCAGAGCAUUAACAUAGAAUUCGAUUAUUUGUUUAUUCCGAUAUCGGAUCAAGAAUAUUUGCAUACAGGCUGCCGUCGCGGAUCUAUUGGCUUAUGGACAGUUGGGUUAAAACAUGAAAAACUGGAAAUCUGUGGUGAUCGUCAUAGUGUCCGUGUUGCAGGCAUCGGGCAAAUGCUAAUGAUUGAACUUCGUAUUGUUGAUCCGAAACUUGAAGUAUCUUUUCGUAUGAAUUAUCAAUUGUUUGACGUUCCACAAAUAUCGAGUACUCCGCCUGCACUAGUAGAAACAACUACAUUUCCAUUCGAAAAACACAUCAAUAAUCCAGAUUGGUUAUAUUCAGAAUGUGGCUUGACAUGGACUGUUAAUAAUCGAUAUUAUAAUGAAAUUUCUAGCCGUAUUGUUGGCGGACGACAAGCAUUAGCACAUAGUCAUCCGUGGCAAGCUCUUCUGUAUAAUCGUGGGCAGUUUUGUGGCGCCAGUGUUCUCAAUAGAAAUUGGAUAAUCACAGCGGCACAUUGUGUCAAUGGAACGAAAUCAAAACAUUUAUUAGUAGAAUUCGGUAUACAUGACCGAUACCGGAUAGAACCUUCGCGAGUUGCUCGAACAAUCAAAAAAGUGGUAGUGUAUCCUGCAUAUAGUGGGAAAUCAACGAGAUGGAUGCAUGAUAUUGCUCUACUUCAAUUAUAUGAACCCCUUGCAUUCAAUCCAUUUAUUCGACCUAUAUGUCUAUCGGCUGCACAAGACACUGUUAAACAGAGUGAACGAACAAUUAUUACCGGUUGGGGUUCAACUCAAGGUACGGGAAAUUUUCGAUAUCUACAUGAAGUUCAAGUACCGAUUCAAUCCAAUGAUCAAUGUGCACUGCAAGGAAUUCGUCGAGAAACAACCUUGUGUGCUGGUUUAUGUGAAAAUUCUACGUGCGAUUCUUGUCAAGGUGAUUCAGGUGGUCCAAUGGCUCUGUUGCGUAAUGGUCGAUGGCAUUUAGUUGGUCUAAUUUCAUGGGGGUUUAGUUGUGCUGGUCUUGGUGUUUAUACGAAAGUUUCUUACUAUUCAGAAUGGAUUCUACAAACAAUACAUGACUCAAGUUCAUGGAUGUGA
Rotaria socialis is the source of this 1302-nucleotide messenger RNA. Lineage: Eukaryota; Metazoa; Rotifera; Eurotatoria; Philodinida; Philodinidae. The record is from the annotation of a GenBank genome assembly.